AUGGAUCCCGCGAGCAAUGCCCAAUCCCCUAUCAAAAGCCCGCAAACCUUUUCUUUCCCCAUUAUAGCCCUGGCCAUCAUCGGCAUUCUUGCAACGACAUUUUUGCUAAUCAGCUACUACAUAUUCGUGAUCAAGUCCUGUCUGAGCUGGCACCAUUUACGCAUUUUAAGUUCUCCAUCAGCUGUCGAGGGCCGAGGGCUGGACGAGGCCACAAUCCGCUCAAUCCCAAUCUUUGAGUUCAAAAAUCGGCAAAAGGAAGAGUCUUUUUUAAAAAAGCAGUCGUGUGAAUGUGCGGUGUGUUUGAGCGAAUUCCGAGAAGAAGAAAAGCUGAGAGUCAUUCCAAACUGUGCGCAUUUUUUCCACAUAGACUGUAUUGACGUUUGGCUUCAGAACAAUGCAAACUGUCCGCUUUGUAGAACGAGUGUUUCAUCAAAUGUGCAUUUCUCCUUGGAUCGGGCUGUUGAGUUUUUGGGCCGUGAAGAAGAUUACAUGGUGAUUGAGAUCGGGCCCGAAGUAGGCCGUGUGGAUCCAACCGUCCAAGAAAGUUUGAACCCAUACAAGGUUUUUACGGCCAAGAUUUCAGGAAAGAAUUGUAAAAAGGUUUCAAGAAGGGGAGAUGAGUGUAUUGAUAGUAGGCGUAAAGACGAGUCAUUUAUGGUUCAGCCAGCUUUAUUUACCUGUUCAGGAAAUAAUCAAGAGGCGUAA
Striga asiatica is the source of this 705-nucleotide messenger RNA. NCBI's taxonomy places the organism in Eukaryota, Viridiplantae, Streptophyta, Magnoliopsida, Lamiales, Orobanchaceae. The record is from the annotation of a GenBank genome assembly.